AUGUCGGCAAAGCCCUCCAACCCGCUCAUCUCGAGCCAAAACAGCUCCCAGCUCCAAGCAGUCCUCCACCCUCUCGUGCUUCUCACCAUAUCCGACUACAUCACACGACACACCCUACGGCAACAAACAGGUCCCGUAAUCGGUGGCCUGCUUGGCCAGCAGAAUGGCCGUGAAAUCACAAUCGAGCAUGCUUUUGAAUGCCACACGAGAGAGGCACCAGAGGUAGAUGGUGGCUACUUGCUGGAUGCCUCCAAGUUUGGAGCUAGACUAGAGCAGAUGGUUACUGUACACAAGGAACGGCAAUUAGAUUUCGUAGGCUGGUAUACCCUCUUGCCGGGUACCGGCCCAACACCGACCAUCCUCCCAAUCCACAGCCAAAUUCUCGAAGGAUGGAACGAAUCAGCCGUAGUCCUAGGCUUCCACCCAGAAGAAGUCCUGAAUCACACAGUCGGUGGCAAGCUCCCACUCACCAUCUACGAAAGCAACUACGAAGUCGACGAUCAAAAACCCACCGAGCAAGACGGCGAAGACAAGAAGAUGGACGACGGCGAGGCCACUCUGAAGCUCAAAUUCCGCGAGGUCCCAUACUCUGUGGAAACAGACGAAACCGAAAUGAUUAGCAUGAACUACGUUGCCGAAGGAGGAGGCAACGCUACCGCUGCUUCAGCCCCCACCCCGGCAGCCAGAGACGAGAAACCCACCAGAUCCAUCGAGUCUAAAGGCAAGGGCAAGAGACGACUAGUUGAAGCUCAGGGCGAGGACAACGAGCCACUAGAUGAAAGCGGCGUCUCAUACCUAAGCAGAGAAGAAGCAGAAAUGGUCGCCUCGCUGACUACUAAAGCAAACGCCAUCAAGAUGCUGCACUCGCGCAUCCGUCUCCUGACAACAUAUCUCGAACGCCUCCCGCCGUCAUACAUCUCUGGCGAAAAAGCCGACGUCGAAACCAUGGACACAGACCACACCACCCCAUCGUUACCUAUCCUUCGACAGAUCCAAGCGCUUGUAAAUAGACUGGGUCUCGUCAUCCCAUCGGACCAAGAGUCCUUUGAUCGGGAGAUGCUGCAGGAAUCGAACAAUGCCAAUCUCAUUGGCCUUUUGAAUAGUGUGAUGCAAAGCGUUCACGGCGCAAGAGACGUAGGCAAGAAGUUCUACGUUGUCGAGAUGACAAAGGCGAUGGGGAGGAGGGGUGCUGCUGGGGAUUUUUUGGCGUCACCGGGAUUUAAUAUGCCUGGUGCUGGGGAUAUUUUAAUCUGA
Pochonia chlamydosporia 170 is the source of this 1254-nucleotide messenger RNA. RefSeq names its product COP9 signalosome subunit 6 (CsnF). The record is from RefSeq and is a predicted model, not a curated record. The coding region runs from base 1 to 1254 and encodes 417 amino acids. The transcript has 2 exons. Gene Ontology annotation, molecular function: metallopeptidase activity; protein binding. Gene Ontology annotation, biological process: protein deneddylation. NCBI's taxonomy places the organism in Eukaryota, Fungi, Ascomycota, Sordariomycetes, Hypocreales, Clavicipitaceae. Gene Ontology annotation, cellular component: COP9 signalosome.